Nyctereutes procyonoides (raccoon dog) is the source of this 1690-nucleotide messenger RNA. It is a transcript of the gene DSN1, whose product is annotated as DSN1 component of MIS12 kinetochore complex. Gene Ontology annotation, cellular component: MIS12/MIND type complex. Bases 218 to 1282 code for a protein of 354 amino acids. The record is from RefSeq and is a predicted model, not a curated record. Lineage: Eukaryota; Metazoa; Chordata; Mammalia; Carnivora; Canidae. The transcript has 11 exons. Gene Ontology annotation, biological process: cell division; mitotic sister chromatid segregation.
GGGCUCGUAUCUCAGGGACAGAGGCUGCGGCUGGGCUGGGCUGGCGUCCCGAGGUCAGGAAGUCGCAGACCUGCCCCGGGACACCAUUCGGGUCGCCCCUGCACCAGUCUCUUUGGCGUCGGACCUCUCCGCCCAGCCCAGACCGGUGGCCGCCCCCAGACAGCCGGCGCUGGGCGACCCGGGGCGCUGCGGCCUCUUCCGGGGUUCUUCAUCCAGGAUGUCUUCGGUAAUUAGAUCGGAAGCUAUAGAAGAAGAGGAACCAGUGACAUCUAAGACUUACGAUCAUCCACUGAAAUCGGAUCCCAUCCCUGUGGAAGUGUGUAGCAAAUCACCUGCCUCCCUGGAGAUGAUUCAAGGCGUUUCAGAGGAAAGAAUUCACCCUGGCUCGAGCCCUAAAAUGGGGGGAAAUUGUGAUCUCAUCCACCAGGAAGGACUUCAGUCCAGGUCCCUUCAUUUGUCCCCCCAAGAACAAUCUCCCGAUCGUCAAGACAAGAGGCAAUCUUGGCGGCGAGCAAGUAUGAAAGAAAUGAGCCGGCGGAAGUCACUGCCUGCCUUUCACCAGGGCAUCACAGAGCUCAGCAGAUCCAUCAGUGCCAAUUUAGCAGAAAGCAAACGGCUGGGCGCUCUCCUGCAUUCCAGUUUCCAGUUCUCUGUUCAGAAACUUGAACCUUUCCUAAAGGACAUGGAAGGCUUCAGUCUUGAAAGUUUUAGAGCCAAAGCAUCUUCUCUUUCUGAAGAAUUGAAACAUUUUGCAGAGAGCCUAGAAAGUAAUGGAACGCUACAAAAAUGUUUUGAAGAUUCAAAAGGAAAAGCAUCAGAUUUGUCUCUGGAAACAUCAGUGGCUGAGAUGAAGGAAUACAUAACAAAAUUUUCUUUAGAACGUCUGUCUUGGGAUCAGCUCUUGCAGCACUACCAGAUGGAGGCUGAAGAGAUCACAUCCAGAACAUCAGCUGAAACCAAAGUUACUGAAGUUGAAGUGGAACCUAAAACAUAUCUUGGAUCUUCCCAGAGUGAAGUCCUUAGUACAAAGCCUGACUACCAGAAGAUAUUGCAGAAUCAGAACAAAGUCUUUGAUUAUAUGGAGUUAGUGAUGGAUGAACUGCAAGGCUCUGUGAAGCAGCUGCAUGCUUUUAUGGAUGAAAGUACCCAGUGUUUCCAGAAGGUGUCAGUACAGCUUGGGAAGAGAAGCACGCAACAAUUAGAUCCUUCACCAGCUCGAAAACUGCUCAAGCUUCAGCUACAGAACCCACCUACCACACACUGCUCUGGGUCUUGUCAGUGACUUCAUGUAGUUUUCCCUCCCACAAGGUACUCCAGAGGAGAGAAAGGGGAAGAGUGCCCCAGCACAUGACAACUGCAUGGCAGCCUGAGAUGCUGAUAGCUGCCCUAUUGCCUUUGAGGAUAACUGGCUGAAUGUAAAGUUUUUUUUCCUAAAAGUAACAGAAUUUAUGCGUUUGAAAGAGUGUAGUAUAGAUACUUUUUCCAAGGAUGUGCAGACUGCUUGCAAUUUCUAUUGUGGAAUGACCUUGAGAACUAGUAGCCCAUCCUUUUAAUUACCCUUCAUGAUUGGUAUUUGUCAUCUUAUGAAAUGUUUUUUGGUUUUGAAAUAAUCCAAAGUCAUUCAGGACCAAAUCUAGGAAAACAUUUUAGGGGUCAAGUUGGGUUCUGAUAGUAAAGGAAUGGAACUGAU